AUGGCCGCCACCUCGGCCCGGAGAGUCUCCCCCGGGUGGUUUUCCCCUUCCCGACCCUCGGGAGGAGCCCCUGGGGCUGGGGGGCGGCUGGAGGAGCGAGGGCAUCUCCCCAGCCCCGAUGGGCAGGCGGGAGGGCAGGAGGGUUGGCAGGAGAGCGGGCAGGAGGACGAGCAAGCGGGCAGGCAGGAGGAUGACCAGGCAGGAGACAAGAAGUGUAAUUUGAUGAUUUUUGAUACUCGAAGGACAAGCACGCAUCCAAACUGCUACCUGUUCCACUGCCCCAGCGCCGAGGCUUGCCCGAUGAAACCUGCGGCAGGAUUUGUGAGCUACAAGAUAACUAGAGAUACCCAUGGCCCAGAGGAUACAUCCGUCAAAAGUGAGGACUUUUCUUCAAAUGGAUAUUCUGCAUCUUCAGAUGCUGGAGCCUUUAUUUCUCGCAGUCGGACUAGCCAUCAGAAUCGUACCGCUGCUUUGCAGCAGUCUGUCUUUCAUCAGGCAUCUGAACUCCCCAGCCACGUGGGCAAGCAUUUGGGCAACACUGAAUUUCAUACAGUUUUUCCUGAAUCUCAGCGGGCAACACAUCCUGAGAGCUUAGAUCCCGUCCCAAGGCAGCAAGUAAUUAACCUGCCACCAAAUACAUCUUCUGCUGUGCGAAUUGGAAACCCCUCUGCUUCAUUCCCCACUACUCAGUCCAGCGCUCCUGAACCCAGCAGUACUACUCUUACUGCUCUGCCUACAAGUACCACUCGAUUGGCAUCUCAUACAACGUCUCUGCAUCCCGGCGGUGCUAAACCUACUGCUGCCACCACCACCACCACCACCACAGCCACCUUUCCACCUGCUGCGACCGCUGAAGCUAAGCCUGGUAUCCCUGCCACCAGCAUCGCUGUUCCUCGUGUUCCUCUUUCCAGUCCCACCACUUCUGCUUCUACUUCUACAACCAAGCGGGUGACCGCGAGCUCCAGCUCUGCUACUGCCCCGUCGGGGCUGAGAACUCCAGCCAUCCCUCCUGAGCCAACAGUUGUCUCUUCCAACGAUACCAGCCAUGUAACUCUCCUCUCUUUUUCAGCUUCCGCCCUGCCUGCUAGUGAUUCCCCAGUGUCUUCUCAAAACGACCCUCAGGGUUAUGACCUGUCUGAUUCGGAAAGCUACCUGCCAGAGGGUGUUCUGAGAAGGAAGGGUGGUGUUCAGCUGGGAGAAAAAAGCAGCCUGGUAGCAGCUUUGCUUUUUGGGGUGAUAUUCUUGUUGCUAGUUAUUGCGCUGACAGGGAAGAAAAUACAUGAAUCCCUUCAGAAGAGGCAUUAUACCAGGCUGGAUUACUUGAUCAAUGGAAUGUAUGCUGAUGUAUGA
Molecule: messenger RNA, 1350 nt
Organism: Opisthocomus hoazin
Lineage: Eukaryota; Metazoa; Chordata; Aves; Opisthocomiformes; Opisthocomidae
Source: RefSeq, a predicted model, not a curated record